AUGGGUAGCAGAGCAGAGUUGAAAAUUGUAUUCACUGAGGUCUGCAAGUUCCUUACGCAAAAUGAUUUAGUUAAUCUUGCAAGAACAAGCAAGUGGUUCUGUAAAGAGGUUGCACUUCCAAGUCUUUAUAAUACAAUUGUAAUAUGCAAAGAUCCUGUGUUGAGGGAUGAUAGAUGGGCAUUAGAUAGCGGCAGGACUUAUUUGAGCGGGUACAGGGCUAUCAAGAAGACUGCGGACCAAAAUGAUUUAAUGAUUUACGACAGGAUCGAGCGGUUACUGGAGUCGUCCCACUUGGUAGAGAUAAAGACGUUGGUAAUCCAGAAAAACAACUUUGCUGAUGUUUUUUCUGGACGCAAGUUACUACAACGGCUGAUUGACAAGCUACUAGAACUUGAUAGAGUUGAGAAUUUUUGUAUUUGCGAUGAUAUGCUUUUUCAAACGAACUAUCAGAGACUUCUAAAGCUGUCGAAUUUAAGCAGUGUGAGAAUUGUGAAUCUUGAAGAUUUAAAUAUAUUAACAGAAAGCUGCGUCAAAUCUCUCAAGUCGCUACAACUGGUACUCACUACAAGUUCAUUUAAAGCAGAUUGUUUAUGUGAUCGAGUUAAAACGAAGUUAUUGCCCAAUAUAGAGGAGCUCUUUAUUGAUGAUAUUGAGUUUUCUGGAUUACGUUUGUUCCAAUAUUUACAAUCGGAAAGCAUUUCUUUGGGUGGCCUUCGGUCUUUAAAGUUCAGUCAUGUACAUGGCCUGCAUGACUACAACAAGAUACUUCGAGAGUUAACAUCAGUUUACUUGAGCGAUGUUGUUCCUUUGAAUAAGCUUCUACGCCUGGAGUUGGAGUUUUCUUGUGAGAUGUCUCACUGUGAUUGCGCAGAUAACUUUGUAAUGGAUCUAGCAGCCCGUUUGCCAUCAUUGAAAGAACUGGGGUUGAUUGAACGAACUUUUGCAACUUUGGGCAGUCAUAGUACUGAAGAAAAAUGGGAUCUAUGGGCCUGCAAGUUUAUUCUGCAUAUUCCUCAAGUUUCUGAUAAUCUACGCAAGUUGAGCAUCCGCCACAAUACACCGCUUAAUGGUAUUAUCACUGAUGCUGUGGAGGGGAAUUAUCUCAGGCGGAGAACUUUGUAUGCACACACCCUGCCAAAACUUCAUUCACUAACCACUCUAAUUGCUCCUUCAGUGUUACAGUCUUUAUCUGCAUACGAAAUCCUGGUGUGUGACUUACUGUGGAAUGGAUGCGACUGCAUAUUCUGUUCAAAUGUCAUGGAUGUUUUCGAUCGAUAUCUCAUGAACCAUCAAUUUUAUUGUACCAAAUCAGGUAUGUACAAAGAUCUAAUUCCAACUGUACUUUUUGCUUACGCUGGUGAUGCCAUGUCUCAAAGGAUUGUCUCGGAAGUUGACUGGACUAUCAAAUUAUUUUCUUUGGCUCCAAUAUCACAUACAUGGAAUAUGCAUGGUUACGAACAACUCAACCAUUUUCAUGAUUUCGAGUGUUUAUAUGAUGAAUCGGUAUACCUUCAUUUAGUGACAGUAAUAUCACAUUUUUUAAACGGUUAUAUGGACAAUUUGGUGAAGAUUUUACCGUCGUUGAGAAGAUGUCUUCUUUCUGGGGUAUACUAUCUCUGUGAUGCCAAAGGCAGUUACAACUCAAUGUACGACUAA
Eremothecium cymbalariae DBVPG#7215 is the source of this 1656-nucleotide messenger RNA. It is a transcript of the gene ROY1, whose product is annotated as Roy1p. The coding region runs from base 1 to 1656 and encodes 551 amino acids. The record is from RefSeq and is a predicted model, not a curated record. The transcript has a single exon. NCBI's taxonomy places the organism in Eukaryota, Fungi, Ascomycota, Saccharomycetes, Saccharomycetales, Saccharomycetaceae.